Molecule: messenger RNA, 1917 nt
Organism: Neurospora tetraspora
Lineage: Eukaryota; Fungi; Ascomycota; Sordariomycetes; Sordariales; Sordariaceae
Product: rab-GTPase-TBC domain-containing protein
Exons: 2
Coding region: 271-1800 (509 amino acids)
Biological process (GO): activation of GTPase activity; negative regulation of septation initiation signaling
Cellular component (GO): mitotic spindle pole body
Molecular function (GO): GTPase activator activity
Source: RefSeq, a predicted model, not a curated record
CAGGUCGCCAAUGAGGAGGUGCGCUUCCCACAUCAAAUUGUCAACGCUGCGAACUGCAACACCCAACCACUCCAACCUCACUGGCACGCCCGACAGCAAUCUUGGAACAAACCUUGGCUAGGAACGACGCGCAAGCUGGCAUGGCGACAAUCAAGCAGCGUCCGCACUUCCCUUUCCACAUUUUCUACGCUGCAUCUCGACUUGUUUGCCGGACCAUAAGCUUCAGCACCAUACCCAAUCGUAUCGCCUCACGAUCUGCGACCUGACACCAUGAACCCAACGGCAAAGAACACCAGCUCGGGCAGCGCUAGAGAUCCAGGCACGGAUGCGAUGCCGUUGUUGUCGACUCCAGUGACAGGGCCUCCACAACCCGCCCCCUCGGCGACGACGAUGGGUGUGCUCCCGCUCCACCCGCUUCCACACCUUCCACCCCCAUCCCCCGCUGCUGGCAAUGGUACUGCGACUUUGUCAGUUGGUGGUACCCUCAACGGCCAGAGGUCGCUCAGGAGAUUGCAAUCGGCUCACAGCCUCGGCGCAAAGGCCUCGCCUCAGCCGUCCCUAAUUUCCCAGCAGAGGUUGCAGCAACAGCAGCAGCAAUCGCAACACCAACCGCAAUCCCAACCGCAAUCCCAACCGCGUCUCCAACCGCACCAGCAGCUCCAACACCAGCAUCGCUUACUCCCAGGCCCUCCUUCGCCUCCUACUAGACAUGCAAGUCUCAACUAUCGAUCGACACCACAAAGAGGUCGCGCCAACAGUGACGCCCCGCCAGUUCCUAUUCCAUUAGGUCAACAAUACAGCACCAUGGCAGCCGCAAAUAGGCGGCGCGGCACAAGCUCGUCCACCGCCAGCGCCAUGUCCCUCGAAAAGUUGUUGCGCGAAGGCCCUCCGAACGGCGAUGUCGAGGCCGCGCUCGAAAGCACACGACUCAAGAUCCUCGAUCAAGGCGUCAAAUCCGAUAGCGAUGGCAUGUCUUCCCUUCGCAUCUACGUAUGGCUGAUCCUCCUCAACGCCCCAAUCAUUGAAACCGACACCUACCUUGCCCUCAUCCAUCGCGGCGCAUCCCCUGCCUACUCGAAGAUCCGAAAUGACACUUUCCGUACACUCACGACCGAUCCUCUCUUCCGGCGCCGCGUCAGCGAGGCCAGCUUAAUUCGAUUACUCAAUGCCGUCGCCUGGAGGUUACACGAUGCCCGCGGGGACCGAACCAGAGACCAUAGCAUUGCCAGUCUUUCGCGACGCUCGGCGCCAUCAGAACCCGGAAGUCGUCCGGGAACUAGUGGCCACGACAGUAUCACUGGGUCGCCGGCAUCGAAAAGUCGAGCGCGUGCCUUGACCUUGACCACUGAAGGCUCCGAGGCCAGUGGUGUCGCUUCCGAACCGGGUACCUAUGUACAAGGAAUGAACGUGCUGGCCGCGCCCUUCUUAUAUGCUGCACGUAGCGAGGCAGAAGCAUUCGUCGCCUUCCACCAGCUUCUCACGCAGGAGUUACCCGGCUACAUUCGCGGUGCGAUGGACGGAGUACACAAAGGGCUGGCGCUGGUCGACAAGGUGUUGUCGAUCGUGGAUCCUAAACUCAGUCUUUACCUGAUGUCCAAGAACCUCACUGCCGAGAUCUAUGCAUUCCCCUCCGUACUGACGCUGUGCGCCUGUACGCCGCCUCUGCCUGAGGUCCUACGUCUGUGGGACUUUCUCUUUGCAUACGGUCCGCAUCUUAACAUUUUGUGCAUCGUUGCGCAGCUUAUCAUGAUACGCACCAAGAUUAUGGAAUCGCCCAGGUAUGAGUCUUCUCACCAGUAACCCGUUUUCCAGAGUUUCAACUACUGACAUACCGGUCCUUCACCAGUCCUAACAAACUCCUCCGAUCUUUCCCUGCCCUUCAGGCCGAUUUGAUCAAGCGGACCACUUUGACCGUGA